Molecule: messenger RNA, 720 nt
Organism: Mytilus californianus (California mussel)
Lineage: Eukaryota; Metazoa; Mollusca; Bivalvia; Mytilida; Mytilidae
Exons: 2
Coding region: 177-647 (156 amino acids)
Source: RefSeq, a predicted model, not a curated record
UUAUCCAUAUUAACAAGAUCUUAUCAGCCAAUUCUUUUUUUGUUGCAGAACCUAGUUCAUAGUUUUAAUGGUAACUAUUCACUAUAAUAUUAGUUAAAUAUUGCAUACUGCUCAAAUAGUUAUGCAUUAUAAAUGUCAACGCUACUUUGGUUGUCAUUUAUUUUUAGCUCUAUGGAAUGAUGACUAAUGACAAACACAGACCUUCUUUCGCAAAUGUGCAGGGGCUAGAAGCUGAAGCAGAUAAAAUCAACAGGGACGUUUUAAAAUCAGGAAAAAGUAGAGAUGUGAUUUUGUGUAGUGAAUGCUUCAAACUAAGAUGUGUGUAUAGCAACACUAAAAUGACGACAGAGCAGGAUGGAAUACUUCUUCGUAUUAGAGAAGAGGAUAACUACACAUGUGGAGAUAUCUUUCCUGGAGAUAGCGGAUUGUUUGUUCUUGAAAGUCUGUCAUGUAACUCUGAAGUAGAAAUCAAUUAUUUUGGUGCUACUAUGCGACAUUUUGUUCCACCAUGCUGCAUUUUCUGUGGAAAAACUGAAGAUUUACUAGAUGAUGUGGAUGACUAUAUACAAAAUUUAUAUACAAUAUUUUCAGUUGUUCGACCAUUAUGUAAAACCUGUAGAACUGCAGGAAAAGAAGCAAAAAGGUGAUAGACAAUUCAAGUAACUUGAUUUGAAAAGCAGUACAUUUUUACUGUGUCAGAAAUAUGUCAAAAUCAUACUA